This is a messenger RNA of Rhodofomes roseus, 609 nucleotides long. RefSeq lists its product as uncharacterized. The record is from RefSeq and is a predicted model, not a curated record. The transcript has 2 exons. Bases 107 to 565 code for a protein of 152 amino acids. NCBI's taxonomy places the organism in Eukaryota, Fungi, Basidiomycota, Agaricomycetes, Polyporales, Fomitopsidaceae.
CGACGUGGAGAGUGUUCACUGGGGCGACACGGACGAGGAAGACGAACAGGAGGAAGAUGAGAAGUACGUCGAGAAGCUCUCCUCUGCACACUGCGCUCUGUAUGCCAUGGCGAUAGAGGCUGGCUUGGACAUGCGCCACAUACCGAACCACCGGCAACCUUUCCGCGUCAGGUGCGCGUUGCACGAUCCGCACAAGCUAGUGAUAUGCAUCUACUCGAACUACGAGCUGGCGUACAUUAUCUCUGAUGCCGCCAUUGCGAAGAUGCAGAAGCGACUCGGGAUACAGGAAGCACUCGUGUGGUACGUGUGCAGUUUAGAUCCCGGCCGACGUGGAGUAGGAUUGCUCCUAGGUGGUAACUAUUCUGUUCGAAACCAUGCCUUGCUGGUGCCCCGUACUGUAAUCAGGCGAUGGUCGGUCUCGCCCAUUGGCACGGACUCGAAUGGACGUGUAUAUCAGCAUGCUCGCCACUUCCUCUUUGGUCUAGUUGUCGAUAGUGUAUCUAUUGUGGUGGAAGUUGUCAAUAUUUACGACAUGGCCACUGUUGUCGUGUUGCCAUGCACUUGAAGAGCCCGCCCACUGAUAUACGGUUGCGAAUCGAGUACUUAUGA